Molecule: messenger RNA, 4577 nt
Organism: Brachypodium distachyon (stiff brome)
Lineage: Eukaryota; Viridiplantae; Streptophyta; Magnoliopsida; Poales; Poaceae
Product: disease resistance protein RPM1
Exons: 5
Coding region: 327-3527 (1066 amino acids)
Biological process (GO): defense response to other organism
Molecular function (GO): ADP binding
Source: RefSeq, a predicted model, not a curated record
ACUAGGCGAGGGGGUCGUAUGUGAGAAGCCAGAAGUUAAGCCCAAAAAAAGAACCCUUUAGGCGUGAGUGCGAGGGCAUCGUUUCCUUUUCUCACAUCCGGCGCAGCCGCACAGCACGGCUCCCAUAGUUCUUCCAGCCUAGUUUCAUUCGCCUCGAGAGAGAGAGGGGGGAAAGAAAGGGAGAGAGACUAGAGAGAUCAUGGGGGAUCCCCUGCUGCCCAUGGCGAGCUCUUCCACGGGUGCCCGUAGUUCCAUUCCAUCUCAUGAUGUUGCUAAUUAGUGCAUCGUUGAGUUGACUUGGGGGGAAAGAGAGAGAGAGAGAGAUCAUGGGGGAUCCCAUGGUGAGCUCUUCCACGGGAGCGAUGAACUCCCUCCUCGAUAAGCUGAGAGUACUGGAGGACCAGUAUCCCGACCUCGCUGAAGGCCUGCGAGAGAGUCUAAAGAGCCUAAGCGAUGUCCUGCACAGCUUUGCUAGGCAGAGGAGGAGGAACUCCCUCAUCAACGAGUGGAUGUUGCAAGUCCGGGAGCUGGUCUACGACAUGGAGGACUGGAUCGACGGCGAUCCCUCCAAGGCGAAGCCGGACGAGGAAUUCGAUGUGGAGGAACAAAUCGAAGAAUUCAAGGCCCAGAUCCAAGGUGCACUGGAGCGCUGCAAAAGGUACGGCCUUCUCAGCAGCACAGCGCCUAGUACUUGUGCUGCACAAGAUGCUGAAACCAGAGAAUUAGUUGCCAUGGAUCCUAAACUGCUCCAUGGGGAGGCGCCUUGCCGCCUUGUGGGCAGCGAUGAACCAAGGAAUGUUCUUGUUAACCACCUGAUGGACCAAGAACAGCGGCGAAAGGUGGUGUGCAUCGUGGGAACCGGAGGAAUUGGCAAGACAACUCUUGCCACGGGAAUAUAUCGACAGCUGCAAGGACAGUUCAGCUGCGGGGCUUUCGUGCAUCUUGGCCGGAACCCGUCCGUGAAGACGACCCUGAUCAGUAUACUCAAGCAAGUAAUGCCGGAUUGGCACUGCGAAGAGUAUUUAUGGAACGGCUACAACUCUGAAGACAUGGGAGCAUGGGACGAGAAGAAGGUCAUCGAUAAACUCUGGGCAUUCUUAAAAACAAAGAGUUAUUUUGUUGUGCUCGUCGACAUGCGGAGCAUAUCGACUUGGAAGAAAAUCAGUUGUGCUUUGCCUAAUAAAGGCAAGUCUUCUGAUAGGAUAUUGAUUACAACUUGCACCAAGGAUGUAGCAGAAUCAUGUUGCAUACAUCCCAGUGAUUUUGUUCAUCCGAUGGAGCGUCUUAGUGAGAAAGAUUCCAAAACAUUAUUUCAUAGUAAAGUACCUGAUUCAGAACAACAUAGGCUGCUUGAAGUUUCUGAUGACAUGUUGGAAAUGUGUGGUGGUGGGGUGCCAUUGUCCAUAACUAUUACAGCUGCAUUAUUAUCUAGGAAAUCUGCAUGCUCGUCACCUGACCAAUGUCAUUCCACACCACAAUUGAUGAGAAAGGUACUGGAGAUCAGCUAUGAUGAUCUACCACUUCCUUUGAAGUCUUGUUUUCUGUACUUGAGUGCUUUUCCUGAAAAUCAUACCAUCAAGAAAGAUCGUUUGAUAAGAAGAUGGGAAGCUGAAGGAUUAAUUGCUAAAAGAGAUGGAGAAAGCUUGUGGGAAACAGGGGAGAGCUACUUUAAUGAGCUUAUCAAUAGGAGAUUGAUUCAACCAGCAUUUGAUGAUGAUAAUGAUGAGCCGACUGGUUGUACUGUCCAUGCUGUUGUUCUUGAUUUCAUGGAAUCCUUGUCAGCCGAAGAAAACUUUACUACUGAAGGUGCAAAGUUGAAGUGUGGACUAUUUCCUUAUGAAAGGGUCCGGCGAAUCUGCCUUGACUGCGGUGAAGAAGAUGAAGGUGACGCCUUGUUUUGCAGUACAUAUUGUUCUUUGGAACAAAAGAGUCAGGAGGAUGACUCAAGCAGUGAAGAAAACUCAGUUUAUGCCCAAGACGAAGCAAUUUCUUUGCACCUAUCUCAGGUGAGAUCACUUGCAUUUUGUGGGGAUGUUGGAAGGAUCCCUGAUCUUUCAGACUUCAAACUUCUACGGGUGCUAGAUCUCAGUGAUGCCAAGGGCUUGGAAAACGAACAACUAGGAAGCAUUGGAUGUUUGUCACUGCUGAGGUACUUGGCACUUGGUGGGGCCGAUGUCACCGAGCUGCCUCAACAAAUUAUGGAACUUGACCACCUGUCUACCUUAGAUUUAAGGCAGACUGAGGUAAAGAAAUUACCAGAAUUUAAGGGCAGAAAGUUGGUGUGUUUGCUUGCAAAUGGUCUCACAAUACCGGGAGGAGGAAUGAGGGAAAUGGAAAAAUUGGAGGAACUAUCAACGGUAUGUCUUGGUUGUGAUGGCUCACUCGCUGACAAUGUGGUAGGGCUUGUUAACCAGUUGAUGCGGCUGCGGAUGCUUGGGGUAAGAUUUAGGAUGACGCAUAAUACUUCAGAAGCGGAACGGCAGGGCAUCAAGCAUUUGGUCGAGGAGGUGGGGAGAUCAAACUUGCAGUUCCUUUUUCUUGAUGAAUACCCUCAUCGUCUGCUUGACUUACUUGCUGGUUGCUGGAGCCAUGUAAGGCCACGUUACCUGCGGAAAUUUGAGCUAAGAUUGGACUGGCUAUUGUGCCCCCUAAAAGUACCACAGGAGAUCUCUUUCCUUGUUGACCUCACUCACUUGCAUAUCGGAGUUUCAAUAGUAGAUGCAGAAGGUGUCCGCGCCCUCGGGGGGCUGCCAAAGUUAGUCCUCCUAAAAUUGCAUUCACUGCGGCCACAACAUGGCCUCACCGGUGAACCACAAAGCCCAGCAAGGUUGUCCGUGAGCAGCAAGGAUGGCUUUCAGCGCCUCAAGGUGUUCUGGUACGUCUGCGAGCAUGGUGCUUGGACGGGGCUGCAGUUUGAAGAAGGCGCCAUGCCGCACCUCCGAAGGCUUCUGAUUGACUUCCAGUCAUCGGAGGAUACAGACUUUGUGCUUGGUAUCCAGCAUUUCUCUUGUCUCGUGCAGGUCCGUGCCACCAUCUACUGCGGGCCAGCUACUUCAACGACAGUUUCUGCCGCGGAGACACACAUCAGAGACCAAGUGUCUCAGAACCCCAACAAUCCCGUACUGGAAUUCAACAAAAAACGUCAAGGACGUUUGGUGAGGCGUCUAGGGCCGCCCUCUAAUGUAAAGCCAUCGGCAGUGAUUACGAUCCGCAGCCUGGACCAGUGGACCAUGAUGAACGAGGAGGCCAAGGGCAACAACAAGCUGCUCGUGGUUGAAUUCACUGCGCGGUGGUGCCGGCCAUCCCGCACCAUAGCUCCCUUUUUUGCUUAUCUCGCCAACAAGUUUCCAGAUGCCAUUUUCCUUAAGGUUGACAUUGAUGAUAUGGAGGAUAUUGCCGAGACAUUCGAAGUUCGUAGUGCGCCAGUCUUCCUGUUCAUGAACAGGGGAGAGGUUAAGGACAAGCUUCGUGGCGCACACAAGGAAGAGCUGUUUGAGAAGAUUCAGCUGGCCCUUAUGGACAACUGAUACACUGUGCGGUUUGGUUGUCUCUCAAGCAGAUUUGGUGGUUGAUCCUCCAGUCUCUCAGAAAGUGGACACUGCUAUUCAAGGAUUGUAUGAUGGACAGCAUGAACUCAUUCUGCCAGAAGGUUUCCCAGAUCCUAAGGGCGCCUUUGGAGCUGACAUGGAUCUGAAGAAGGUUGCUCCAGGCCUUCUUCACUCACCUACUCUGCGUCUUCAGUAACGGCGGAGUUAUCCCUGAAGACCCUGGUUGCCUGCAGCCCCUGCUCCGUCUUGGGAAACUCAUCGCCAAGCGCUGAACUGCCAUCUUCGCUGAUCAGGAGCAAGCUGGCUCAGAUCGUUCGACAAUACUCUGACAAGACCAGCGGCUCCUCUGAAGCGUAGCGUUAACACAGCUGUCUUGUGCUUUUAGGAUAUUCCAGUCUGGCUUUUGGUUAAUGCUCUGUUCGCUGAUUGUUCUGUCAGCUUACCCGGCAAAACAGUCCUGUUUAGUUUUCCUGUAUGACACUAAAAAAAGUAGCUAGUUGAUGGUGGCUCGUAACUUUAGAAGUGAGAUAUUGUUACUUUCUGCUUUUUAACAUUCUUUUUCAAAGGUUUGGUUGUCAACUUUAGAUGCAUUAGUUGACUAGCAGCAUAGGCUCGUGAUGGGUAGCAGCAUAGGCUCGUGAUGGGUGAAAAGGUGGUUUCAAGGAUGUAAAAUACCUUCACGCGAUCCGAUAACCUGCUGUACUGGCAAUGUUUUGAAGUGUUCUGAUUCCCGUAUUUAAAUUGUGUUUGCAGUGGUAUAUUUGAGAUCAACUGCUCAAAUGAUGUCAAAAUUCAAGGCAUCAUUGGACCUUGUACUUCCCUGGAGAAGAAAAGUCCUAUAUCCUCAGAUACAGUUGUAGGCCAGGGGAACACUAGCGCUUGGAAGAUGUGUGGUCUCGAUAGGAAACACUCUGUCCAGUACUCCUUCUGUGUCAUAACUCUUGUCGAAAUAUUACAUGUACAUCCAUUUUUGGACAAAUUUGAGACAAGAAUCAUGGAACGGAUGGAGUAUUUGAUAUUGCCAAAAAA